Messenger RNA from Ambispora gerdemannii, 311 nucleotides. Lineage: Eukaryota; Fungi; Glomeromycota; Glomeromycetes; Archaeosporales; Ambisporaceae. The record is from the annotation of a GenBank genome assembly.
CAUCAUCGCCAUCGGAGGAAGAAUCGUCAUCAUCAGAGGCAACGUCACCGGAAGCUUUAGAAGAUGCAAUGGUUGAGGCUCAUAAUAAUAAUACAAAUAAUAAUAACGAUAACAAUAAAAACAACAAUAAUAAUAGAAAAUUAAAAAAAAGAAAGUUGUUAGCAUCAUCGCCAUCGGAGGAAGAAUCGUCAUCAUCAGAGGAAACGUCACCGAAAGAUUUAGAAGAUGCAAUGUUGGUAGCAUCAUCACCAUCGGAGAAAGAAUCAUCAUCAUCAGAGGAAACGUCACCGGAAGAUUUAGAAGAUGCAAUG